Molecule: messenger RNA, 2886 nt
Organism: Heterostelium album PN500
Lineage: Eukaryota; Evosea; Eumycetozoa; Acytosteliales; Acytosteliaceae
Exons: 5
Coding region: 1-2886 (961 amino acids)
Cellular component (GO): membrane
Molecular function (GO): sulfotransferase activity
Source: RefSeq, a predicted model, not a curated record
AUGGUUAACUCUAGAUUUACAAAGAAACAAUUGAUAUUGUUAUUCAUUUUAUUUGCUGCAAUAUCUUUAAUGUUUGUAGAGUUUCAACAACAAAAUACAAUUACCAAUUCAUCAAAUUCAUUUUCCACCUCUCACUAUGAACAACCAAUAGAUGAAAAUUAUGAAAAUGAAAAUAAUAAUAAAUUAGAUUUGUUAAAUAAUAAAAAAUACAAAAAAGAUAAUAAAUUAGAUAAUAAUAAUAAUAAUAAUAAUAAUGAUAAUAAUAAUGAUAUUGAUGAUAAUGAAUUUAAAGAUAAUUCAUUCUUUGAUCAAAGAAAUAAAGGACCAUUUGAUAUUACAAGAGAUGAAUUAAAUAAUACAGAUUCUGAUACGAAUAUUAAAUACCAAUCAAGUAGUGGAAAUAGUGGAAGUAGUAGCAGUAGUAAUAGUAUAAAUAUAAUCAAUAGAGAUAGUGAUAAUCAAGAUUCAGGUGUAGAUAUAGAUUUUCCAAAUUUAAAUAAUAAAAAUGAUGAAAAUAGUGAGGAUAGUGAAGAAUUUAAUAAAAACAACAAUAAUAAACAUGUUGUUUCUACAGCCACUCCAAAAGUUGAUGUCAUAGGAAUGAAACGAAAGAGUGCUUAUCAGGAGAAAAAAGAGAGAGAAAGACUGAGUAGAGUUGAAGAGUUGCGAUUGUUGGAUCGUGUCAUCGUAGAGUACAGAAAGGAACGUAUCUUGAUCGAAGAGAACACUCUCGAAGAUCCAGAGUGGAAGGAGAACUUUGGUUAUGUCGCAUGUCCAAACUACACUUGGUACCAAACUCCCAGUGAAUCCGAUUGGCUAGCGCUAUUCGAAGAUCCGACUUGGAAGAGCAACCGUUCACUCAACCCAUUCUACUUGCCGAAACCACAUAUUUUCAUCCACAUUCCAAAGACCGCCGGUACCAGUCUGGUGGAGCUGUUCAAGGCGAAUGAGAUAGCGGAACGAUUGUAUCACACUAUUUCACAUCCUCAGAUUCAAGAUAUCCCGGGAUUGGCAAGCAAAACAUCGAUAUUUGGACACAUUCACUUUGGAUUGCAUCUUUACUACGAGGACACCGAUCCUAGUUUGGUGGCAGAGAGACCCGAUGGUUUGAUAAAAUACAGCUAUCUGACUUGGUUUAGAGAUCCGGUCGAUAGAAUUAUAUCACAUUACUUCUUCCUCAGAGACAGUAGAGAUCAUCCUGCACACGGUAUAUCAAUGAUAUAUAACAUUUCAGAGUGGAUCGAAAAGUCACCGAUUGGCGACAACGAACAGACUCGAAGAAUUCUUGGAUCCAGUAGAAAUGAAAAGUUCACAGAUGAAUCGAUAGAAAUUGCUUUACAUCAUUUGAAAUACUCAAUGAAAUUUGUUGGAUUGACAGAGAGAUUCGAUGAAUCAGUGGUUUUGAUGUCACAUUUCACAGGAUUUAAAAAUAUUAGCUUCCCAAAGACAAAUAUUGGAAAACAGAGAACCAAGGUUGAUGUUCCAGACGAAAUAAGAAGAUUAAUUGCUGAAAAGAAUUGGAUGGAUGUCAUCAUUUACAACCGAGCAAAAGAAAUCUUUGAAAAACAAAUUGAUAUGAUUGGAAGAGAUUUUAUCAAUGCUGAAGUCGAUUACUAUAGAUCUAUCCAAAUCGACAAAUUUAUAUCUCGCCCCAAAUCAAUAAAGAUUGAAAAUGAAAAUCCUUAUAAAGAUAAAAAUAAUUUAAAGUAUCCUCUUGAAAAAGAAAUAAAUAAAGAAAAUAAGUUAAUAUAUGAUAUUAAAGGAAGGGAUGUUGAAAAUAGAUUGAGUAAUGAAAAAGAUUCUAGUAUUAAACUAGAAAUUAGAGUCUUAAAUGAAUAUACUAGAAUGGAUAUUGAAAAUGAAUUUCAAAUUCGAAAAGAAAAAGAAAGAUUGGGAAGGGAAGAAGAAAUCAAUUUAUUCAAGAAAGUAAUUAUAGAGUAUAGAAAAGAAAGAAUAUUAUUUGAACAGAAAACACUAGAGAAUCCACUUUGGAUAGAGAUGGUUGGAUAUGUAGCACUUCCAAAUCAUACACGGUACCGACCACCAAAAGAUUCAGAGUGGGAGUCGUUGAUUAAAGAUCCAUCUUGGAAGGUUGAUUCUUCUUUAAAUCCCUUUUACCUUCCAAAACCACAUCUAUUCAUUCACAUUCCAAAGACUGGAGGUACAAGUUUAGUUGAGUUGUUCAAAGCCAAUGAAGAACCAGAGAAGUUACUACAUUCUACCAAUCCUCAAAUUUUCAAUGUCCCAGGAUUAACAAAGAAGCAGUCAAUAUUUGGACAUAUUUUUUUUGGAGUUCAUUUAUAUUUCAAAGAAAGUGUAGAUUCAUUAGUAGUUCCAGAAAGAAAAGAUGGAUUGAUAAAGUACAGUUAUUUGACUUGGUUUAGAGACCCUGUAGAAAGAGUAAUAUCCAACUACUACUUCCUCAGAGAUAGCAAAAGACAUCCAGAGCAUGCUUUGGCAACAGUACAUACUUUAAAAGAAUGGAUAGAAAUUUCACCGAUUGCAGACAAUGAACAAGCUAGAAGAAUUAUUGGAUGUGGUAGAGGUGAUAAAUUUAGCGAUGAAUCAAUAGAAAUUGCUUUACAUCAUUUGAAAUAUUCUAUUAAAUUUGUUGGAUUGACAGAGAGAUUCGAUGAAUCAGUGGUUUUGAUGUCACAUUUCACAGGAUUUAAAAAUAUUAGCUUCCCAAAGACAAAUAUUGGAAAACAGAGAGUUGUAGUUGAAGUUCAAGAGGAUGAGAGAAGAUUAAUUGCUGAAAAGAAUUGGAUGGAUGUCAUCAUUUACAACCGAGCAAAAGAAAUCUUUGAAAAACAAAUUGAUAUGAUUGGAAGAGAUUUUAUCAAUGCUGAAGUCGAUUAUUAUAAAUCGAUUAAUAAUCUUUUAUAA